Molecule: messenger RNA, 3284 nt
Organism: Tinamus guttatus (white-throated tinamou)
Lineage: Eukaryota; Metazoa; Chordata; Aves; Tinamiformes; Tinamidae
Source: RefSeq, a predicted model, not a curated record
AUGGCAAAACGUGUGGUGGAACUCACCAAAUUGCACGUUCUCCUGCAGUGGACAAGGAGAGGAAGCGAUUUGGCUUUCCAGAGCACGCGUGAGCAGCGGGCAGGAAUCCCCUACCAGCCCGUGAUUGAAGCAUUAGGAAACUAUCCACAAAAGAAGUUCUACAAUGUCUCGAAGCUCGGAGGCACCAAAUAUGAUACUCUGCCUUAUUCCAUACGAGUGUUGUUUGAGUCCAGUGUCCGUAACUGCGAUGGCUUCUUAGUGAAAGAAACAGAUGCUAUGAACAUUUUGGACUGGAAAACAAAGCAGAAUAAUGUUGAAGUGCCCUUCUGUCCUGCCAGAGUUGUUCUUCAAGACUUUACUGGAAUUCCUGCCAUGGUGGAUUUUGCCGCUAUGCGGGAAGCGGUGCGAAAUGCUGGAGGAGACCCUGUGAAAGUCAAUCCUGCCUGCCCAGCAGAUCUCACUGUUGACCAUUCUCUGCAGAUUGAUUUCAGCAAAUGUGCAAUACAGAAUGCCCCAAAUCCUGGGGGUGGUGAUUCCCAGAAGGCAGCAGCAAAGCUUUCUCCACUGAAAGUGCAGCCUCGGAAGGUACCUUGCAGGGGCCAAACAGGUUGCAAGGGGCCGUGCGGUGCCGCAGAGCCGAGUCGCAGCUCGGGGCAGUUUUCUGCCCAGAUUGAGAACACGCCAAUCCUGUGUCCUUUUCAUCUUCAGCCAGUGCCUGAGCCUGAAACAGUACUGAAAAAUCAAGAGAUGGAAUUUGGCCGAAAUAGAGAGAGGCUUCAGUUUUUUAAGUGGAGUUCAAAAGUUUUCAAGAAUAUUUCUGUAAUUCCCCCUGAAACUGGAAUGGCGCACCAAGUUAACUUGGAGUAUUUGUCAAGAGUUGUUUUUGAAGUUAAAGAUUUCCUAUAUCCCGAUAGUGUGGUUGGCACAGAUUCACAUAUGACCAUGGUUAAUGGCUUGGGUAUCUUGGGCUGGGGUGUCGGGGGGAUCGAAACGGAAGCCGUGAUGCUGGGGAUGCCGGUUACCCUCACGCUGCCCGAGGUGGUUGGCUGCGAGCUGACGGGCACGGCCAGCCCGCUCGCCACGUCCAUAGACAUCGUCCUGAGCAUCACGAAGCAACUUAGGCAAGCUGAUGUCGCUGGAAAAUUUGUCGAGUUCUUUGGGAGUGGAGUUUCCCAGCUGUCUGUAGCAGACCGAACCACAAUAGCAAAUAUGUGUCCUGAAUAUGGUGCUAUUCUGAGCUUUUUCCCUGUUGAUAAUGUGACGCUGAGGCACUUAAAACACACAGGUUUUGACAAGGCCAGGCUUGAGGUCAUAGAAGCAUAUCUUAAAGCUGUGAAGUUAUUUAGAAAUGAGGAGAGUUCUUCUGGAGAACCCGAGUAUUCCCAGGUAGUACAAAUUAGUCUAAGUUCUAUAAUUCCAUACGUCAGUGGCCCCAAGAGGUCCCAAGACAGAGUGGCUGUUAAUAACAUGAAGAGUGAUUUCCAAGCCUGCUUAAAUGAAAAGUCUGGCGUUAAAGGGUUUCAGAUUGCAGCUGAGAAGCAGAAUGACGUUGUGCCUGUUCAGUAUGAAGGAAAUGAGUACCAGCUCUCUCACGGCUGUGUUGUCAUUGCUGCAGUAAUCAGCUGUACAAAUAAUUGCAAUCCAUCCGUCAUGCUUGCUGCAGGACUUCUGGCCAAAAAAGCUGUUGAAGCUGGCCUAGUGGUUAAACCCUACAUAAGAACCAGCUUGUCGCCGGGUAGUGGAAUGGUUACACAUUACCUCAGUUCAAGUGGAGUGUUACCAUACCUCAGUAAACUUGGGUUUGAGGUUGUUGGUUAUGGCUGUUCAACCUGUGUUGGAAACACUGCUCCCUUGCCAGAAGCCAUCAGGAAUGCAAUAAAACAGGGUGAUAUCGUUGCCUGUGGCGUGUUGUCUGGAACCAAGAACUUUGAAGGGCGUCUCUGUGACUGUGUCCGCGCCAACUACCUCGCCUCGCCGCCGCUGGUAGUCGCGUACGCCAUCGCAGGCACCGUCCGAAUAGACCUGGAGACUGAGCCUCUGGGCGUUGGCAUUAAUGGCAAAAGUAUCUACUUACGAGAUAUUUGGCCCACUCGAAAAGAACUUCACACAGUGGAGGAAGAGUGUGUAAUAUCAUCUAUGUUUAAAGAAUUGAAAGAAAGAAUGGAGAAAGGAAACAAACGGUGGAACUUACUAGAAGCCCCUGAGUCAACUUUAUUCCCCUGGGAUUUAAAAUCUACUUAUAUCAGAUGUCCUUCCUUUUUUGAUAAACUUGCCAAAGAACCAGUUCCACCACAGCCUAUUGAAAACGCCCACGUCUUGCUGUAUCUGGGAGAUUCUGUAACCACGGAUCACAUAUCCCCCGCUGGAAGCAUUGCAAGGAGCAGUGCUGCUGCUAAGUAUCUCACCAACAAAGGACUGACACCCCGUGAAUUCAAUUCUUAUGGAGCUCGAAGAGGUAACGAUGCUGUGAUGACAAGAGGUACCUUUGCAAAUAUCAAGCUUCUGAAUAAAUUCAUAGGAAAGCCAGCCCCUAAAACAAUCCACUUUCCAUCAGGACAAACGCUAGAUGUGUUUGAAGCAGCGGAGCUGUACCAGAAAGAAGGCAUCCCUGUAAUUAUUUUAGCAGGAAAGAAGUAUGGACUUGGUAGCUCAAGAGACUGGGCUGCAAAAGGACCUUUUUUACUGGGUGUUAAAGCCGUUCUAGCUGAAAGCUAUGAGAAGGUUCAUAGAAGUCAGUUGAUUGGAAUUGGCAUUGCUCCACUUCAGUUUCUUCCUGGAGAAAAUCCAGCUACUCUGGGUCUCACUGGCAGAGAGCAGUUUUCCAUAUUGUUCCCUCAAGAGCUGUCACCAGGAAUGACUUUGGAUAUUAAGACAAGCACUGGAAAAGCAUUCCGCGCAGUUGCCUUGUUUGAAAAUGAUAUGGAGCUAACGUUAUACAAAUGUGGUGGAAGUCUAAACUUUGUGGCGCGAAGAUUCUUAUAGUAGCUACUGACUCUGUGGGUACCUUGCAUAACUGGUAAUACUGAAAAUGCCUUGUGUGAACCCAGGAAUCUGUACUGUGGAACUGCAAACAGUCCUAGUGUGCUCAAAGUUACUUCGUCCAUGGAUGUAAAAGAUUGUGAAUCAUUGUAUCUGCAACGAGAUCCUUCCUGAUUUUAAAUAAUAUUCUAAUGGUGCUAUUAAACAUUGCUAAAAUCAACAUGUGUGUUGUGGCAGAGAGCUGUAAGUAUGGAGGAGGAUGUUUUAUCAGAGCAUUUUGUAAAUAAACUAUGCGAAAUCUGAAA